Ostrea edulis (European flat oyster) is the source of this 2079-nucleotide messenger RNA. Its product is annotated as neurogenic locus Notch protein-like. Lineage: Eukaryota; Metazoa; Mollusca; Bivalvia; Ostreida; Ostreidae. The record is from RefSeq and is a predicted model, not a curated record. The transcript is spliced from 14 exons. Bases 103 to 2022 code for a protein of 639 amino acids. Gene Ontology annotation, molecular function: N-acetylmuramoyl-L-alanine amidase activity; zinc ion binding. Gene Ontology annotation, biological process: peptidoglycan catabolic process.
GGUAUUGAUCAAUGCACAGCGCAGAGAAGAGAUCCUUUCGAUAGAAAUCUUGUCUAUACCUAAUUAAUACAUCGAGAGAAUUUUUGACGGGAAGGACGCUCGAUGAUUUGUCUGGUCAACAUGCUGUAUUCCGCCACGUUAAUUGUAUUAAUUAGCAUGUUAGUCUUGAUACUUCCAGCUUCAGGAAGUGACACACCUUGUCUCAGUAUCGGUGGUACCUGUCAAGAGGACAAUCUAUCUUGUUCCGGAAGUUACCUAACGGGGUUAUGUUCCGGGGGAGUCAAUAGACGAUGUUGUUCAGGAACUGACACACCUUGUCUCAAGAUCGGUGGUACCUGUCAAGAUGACAAUCUAUCUUGUUCCGGAAGUUACCUAACGGGGUUAUGUUCCGGGGGAGUCAAUAGACGAUGUUGUUCAGGAACUGACACACCUUGUCUCAAGAUCGGUGGUACCUGUCAAGAUGACAAUCUAUCUUGUUCCGGAAGUUACCUAACGGGGUUAUGUUCCGGGGGAGUCAAUAGACGAUGUUGUUCAGGAACUGACGCACCUUGUCUCAAUAUCGGUGGUACCUGUCAAGAUGACAAUCUAUCUUGUUCCGGAAGUUACCUAACAGGGUUUUGUUCCGGGGGAGUCAAUAGACGAUGUUGUUCAGGAACUGACGCACCUUGUCUCAAUAUCGGUGGUACCUGUCAAGAUGACAAUCUAUCUUGUUCCGGAAGUUACCUAACGGGGUUAUGUUCCGGGGGAGUCAAUAGACGAUGUUGUUCAGGAAGUGACGCACCUUGUCUCAAUAUCGGUGGUACCUGUCAAGAUGACAAUCUAUCUUGUUCCGGAAGUUACCUAACGGGGUUAUGUUCCGGGGGAGUCAAUAGACGAUGUUGUUCAGGAAAUGACGCACCUUGUCUCAAUAUAGGUGGUACCUGUCAAGAUGAUGACCAGUGUUGCUCAGGAAGUUACAUAUCGGGGUUAUGUUCCGGGGGAGCCGAUAGACGAUGUUGUUCAGGAAAUGACGCACCAUGUCUCGAUAUCGGUGGUACCUGUCAAGAUGACGACCAGUAUUGCUCCGGAAGUUAUGUAUCGUGGUUAUGUUCCGGGGGAGCCAAUAGACGAUGUUGUUCAGGCUGUAUACCUACAGGAAGUGACGCACCUUGUCUUCAUAUCGGUGGUACCUGUCAAGAUGACAAUCUAUAUUGUUCCGGAAGUUACGUAUCGGGGUUAUGUUCCGGGGGGGUCAAUAGACGAUGUUGUUCAGGAAAUGACGCACCAUGUCUCAAUAUCGGUGGUACCUGUCAAGAUGACAAUCUAUAUUGUUCCGGAAGUUACGAAUCGGGGUUAUGUUCCGGGGGAGCCAAUAGACGAUGUUGUUCAGGAAAUGACGCACCAUGUCUCAAUAUCGGUGGUACCUGUCAAGAGGACAAUCUAUAUUGUUCCGGAAGUUACGAAUCGGGGUUAUGUUCCGGGGGAGCGAAUAGACGAUGUUGUUCAGGUCCUUACAGCGGAAUGUGUUCUAACGUCAAAGUGUAUUCCCGCGCCAGUUGGGGCGCCCAAUCUCCAACGCAAGUUAGCACUAUGAACACCCCAGUCGGUCUCUUCUUCGUCCAUCACACGGAAGGACAUGCCUGUCACGAUUUCACUUCCUGUACAGCACAAAUGCGCAAUAUCCAGAACUAUCACAUGGCUACAAGAGGCUGGUCAGACAUCGGAUACAGCUUCCUUGUUGGUGAGGACGGUGCUGUCUAUGAAGGCCGCGGUUGGAAUCACGUGGGAGCACACACCCAGGGCUACAACAGCCGGGGACUUGGCGUCGCCAUCAUGGGGGAUUUCAUGCAUAGAAAACCAAAUAACGCAGCCUUAAAUGCGAUCAAAAACCUGAUACAAUGCGGUAUUAACCACGGUUACGUCACCUCUGGUUACAGUCUCUAUGGACACCGUGAUGUCGGUACCAGUGAUUGUCCAGGAGAUGCUCUGUAUAAUGAAAUAACAACGUGGUCACAUUACAACACCCAAGCACCACAAAAGUGAUGAAUGCUAUGUAAUGAAAGCAGUAACUGCGAAAAAUAUAAAUAUCAUGAAAAUCUA